AUGCUUGAUAUUAGCUAUAAGAAAGUAUUUAGUAUUGGAGAUCAUUUGUUUCCCGAAUUAGAAUUGAGACCAUUUCUACUUAACUUACCUUUAAACAAUAAUGAUAACACCAGGAAUGGAAUAAAGAAAAAAGUCUAUAGAAGCUUUUCUUACAAAAUUGAAGAGUACAGAAAAGAACUAAAUGUUUUCAAAGAUGAAAAUAAUGUCUUUAACUUAAUAUUUGACAAUCUUGAGAGUUUGGAUGAAGGUCUUGUGAGAAGCUUUUCUCAGGACCUAACUUUUAGUGACAAAGAUAGCAAGAUAGUUGAAGAUAUUAUAGAACUUCUAAGUGAUCCAAAUAUUUGUGGUUUUAUUUUUAUUAUAGCAAAACCAGUUUAUGAAGAGGAUCUAAAAAAGCCCAUUAACUUUAAGCCUGUUCUAGGAGCAGUAAUUGAGCUUGUAGAUGAUAAUGAAAGAGCAAUUCGAAUGAUAUUUUGUAAAAGAAGACUCCCCUAUGUUAUAUCUGAAAAGCUUAUUCGCCUCUCAAUUGGACGAAUUUUUAUUCAUGCAUUUAAGUGGAACUACGAUAAUGGAAAUAAUAAAAAGAAGAAUAACUCAAAAUUAAUUACUAUUCUGGAUGAGCACAUUCAAUUCUUUCCUAUUCCCGCCUAUAAUAUACUUAUUAAGGAAAUGAAUAUGUUGGCUCAUUGGGAAUUAUCUUCAAAGAAAAUUUCCCAUUCUGAUAAUUUUAAAACAAAAUGUUCUUGUCACAAAUUUUCAGAGUUAGAAAACUCCAGGAAAUUCUGGGGAAUCUCUGAAUCACGUUACAUAUCUACUAUUAAACUAAACCCUGAAAUUUUUGGCUCUUUAAUAAACUUGAGAGACUUUUCAAAUUGUAACUUCUUCAAAUGCUUACGAAACGAUCUGAAACAAAACGAAAACGACUCAAAAAUGUCUUCUUCCUCAAGCUCAGAUAAUGACUUAUUUUCUUCUAUUCAUAAAAAAAGAAAAAUUGUUUAG
Messenger RNA from Cryptosporidium ubiquitum, 999 nucleotides. RefSeq lists its product as uncharacterized. Lineage: Eukaryota; Apicomplexa; Conoidasida; Eucoccidiorida; Cryptosporidiidae. The record is from RefSeq and is a predicted model, not a curated record. The transcript has a single exon. The coding region runs from base 1 to 999 and encodes 332 amino acids.